Molecule: messenger RNA, 3075 nt
Organism: Cavenderia fasciculata
Lineage: Eukaryota; Evosea; Eumycetozoa; Acytosteliales; Cavenderiaceae
Exons: 12
Coding region: 1-3075 (1024 amino acids)
Source: RefSeq, a predicted model, not a curated record
AUGACUUCAUUAUCAUCAUUUUCAUUUUUGCUCACCAUACUCUUUAGUAUUGUCAUCGCAAUCAACUUUAUUGCUGACGUUCAAUUAUUAGAAUUUGAAGUUGAAGAAGAACAAUCGGUCAUAUGGCUUUUAGAUCAAUACCAAGCACCUGUAGAGGUAUCAAGAACUAAUUCAAGUUCUUGGUGUACUAUUAAUAAUUCAUCGUUGAUUACAUUGAAUUGUGAUCGUAGUACAAACAAUCUUCAUAUAACUUAUUUUUCAUUUUAUCAAAAAAAGGAUACAUUCCAUUUAAGUGGUCCAUUAAAUAGUAGCUUAACAUCGUUUUAUUUCCCAAUGAUGACAGAUUUUGUUAUUAUGACUUCCUAUCGUAAUGUCACCAAUUCAUCAAUCAAUAUUCUUUCAAUGUUUGGUAAUGUAAACUCUGUAAAAACAAUGUUAAUUGAUGACAAGUAUACUGUUGGUUCUAUACCGGAUGAAUUUGCAAUUAACAAACCAAACCUAUCAAGUUUUUCAAUUGUUAAUUAUAAUUUCACAACAAUACCUCAAUCACUUAUGAAUUUAUAUGCUGAUGUACAAAUAUUCACAUAUUCUCAAACAUUUGGGACCAUUAAUAAAUUGGGUGAUGAUGGAGUACCUUCAAAUUGGCGUGCCAUGACCAUUUCAUUGGCAAGUCAAGACGCAGUAUGGAAACUAAACACUGAUAAAUUCCCAAAGCUUACUGGUCAACUUCGUUUAGUAUCAAAAAAUAAUCCAAUUAAUUUAGAAAUUGAUCUUCCUAUGGAUUAUAUAUCAUUAGAUUUAUCAGCUUCAACAAAUCAAAACCCAUAUAACAUUACAUUAAAAUCAUGUGCCAAGUUAAAUUCAAUCCAAUUGGUUGGCGAUUCACCGUUUUCAUUUGCAUCAUAUGAUUUUUCAGUGUGUCCUCUAUUCGAUCGAAUUGAUGCAAGAGGAGAUUACUCAUUCUUCCCAACCAAAUACCCAUCGAAUAAUCCAAUGUACCUCAGUUAUGCUGGUUCUUCUUUUACCACCUUUCCAAACAUCCCACCAAAUAUUACAAAUAUACUUAAUUUUAAUACCAAUCAAAAAUUAAUAGGAUCUAUUCCAUCCAAUUUUGUACCACUUGACGGAUCAUCUAUCACCAUGUUACAAAAUCCAAAUGUUGUAGGAGCCAUCCCAAACUCAUUUUGCAGAUCUGGUUUUCUCAAUCUCUUGGACAACUUUACAAGUGCUCCAGAUUGUAUGCUUUGUUAUUGGAAUGUAAAGGGUAAUAUGGGAUUCCCAACUUCUAUUACACCUGAUCCAUCUUUUGUUUGUCCAUUCUCUAUUCAAGAUUCAACCAAACAAUAUAUAUCAUUGGAUGGAGAGACUAUUAUUGUUGAUGGAGUUAAUUUAGGUUGGGCAAAGAAUCAAUCUGAUAUUACUCCCGGUAUAUCCCCAAUUAUUCCAAAUACAAAAUUCUCUAUACCAAUUCAAGGUAAUUUAACAACAAAACAAGUUAUAUUUUCACAAUAUUAUGGGUACAAUGCAACAUUUAAUUAUUUAAAUGCUGGAGUAAACAUUAGAAACUUGUUUCCCAAGAUAAUAUUUACAUCAAUGUAUGGAGCUACCAAUAUAACCAUUGGACCAUUUAAAUUUGUUCCAAAUGUACCACUUUAUGUAGAAUUGGAUGGUGGAGCUGGUACUCAUAGAUGUUACAACAACACCUUUAAUCCGACAAUGGUUGAUUGUGUAACACCUGUCUUACCAUCACGAUUAUACUCUGUAAAGUUGAAAACAGACUAUACCAUUGCUUCUGUUGGAUUAGCAUUCUAUAGUUGGGAUGCACCAAUGAUUUAUGGUAUUUCACCGGUACAAGAUAUAGGUGGUAAUAUAACUAUAUUUGGUCGAUUUGGUGCGACCCCACUAACACCAAAAGUAAAGAUUGGACAAGUAAAUUGUUCGAUUCAAUCAAUCAACAGUACAUUUAUCAUUUGCUACGUUGAAAAUGGAAAACUUUCACCUGGUAUUCCUAGACUGUCAGUUGAUUUAAAUGGUGGAUACAUCUACUCUAUUGUUAUAGUUGUACAAAAGACAAAGGAGCAAAUUUGUAAUUGUCAAAAUGGAGCUAGUUGUGUGAACCAAAUAUGUUAUUGCAAGUCUGGAUUCUUUGGACCGACAUGUUCAUCAGUUGCCAGUCCAUCGGCCGAACCAUUAAACAGUGAUACUCCAAACAGCCAAAUCAAAGUAGGUGACACAGUCUACAGUUUUGCACUGAUUGGUGUGGAAGAGUUGGAUAUGGAUGGUCGAGUAGUCAAGAGUAUGUCGAUUAACAAGUGGAAUAUAACCAAUUCAACCAUACCAUCGGAUGGUUCAACCAACUAUAUCUACCAACCAGCCACCUUGGAACCACCAUUCAACUUGACUGGAUUCGUAUUGAAUGCAUCUUUGACUUAUUACCCCGAGGCAUCAAGUUACGAGUUUGCCAAUCAAGUCUACCCACUAUCACCCAAUUCUAUAAAAGUUGCAGUCAGAGUUGAUGCAUGGCCAUAUGAAACAACUUUGAAUACUCUCCGUCUCUUGUUUGUCACUCCUAUAGUCUCGCAACCCUACUCCAAUAAUUGUAAUGGCACAGACACAGACAGUACCAUUGUAUAUGGAGGUGAUGGAGCAUCUAUUUCCAACCUCCAAUUUCAUAUGCAUGGUACUAUAUUUUACGGUAGAUUCCUUCCAGUUGCUCUGUCGGAUGGUAGAGUUACAACGAUUGUCAAUAGACUAGUCAACAUUUCAUCGGACCAAAUUCCAGUUGCAACUAUCGGCAUUGAUCUACCAAAUUGUCGAUCGUGUCUAGUUGACCCAGACUUUUCAACUUUAAUUGGUGGAUCAAAUACCAACGGUGAAUGCACCAACACCGACGACAACAUUGAUUCAAACACUUGGAAAAUCAUCGUUGGUUGUGUUGUAGGUGGUGCAGCAGUUGUAGCUAUCGUCAUUGGAACUCUCUUCUAUAUGAGACGUAAAGCAAACUUUAAGAUUAUGAAUCAUAAUGUAAAGAUGAGACUUCAAAGAUCUUUUACAAGUAAAUCCUCAAGACAAUAA